AAUUGCGCUGGAUGAGACCAAUAACAGGGGAGCGCACGCAGCCUGCAGCCAGAGCACACAGGGAGGGGAGGACGGACUCUCUCUUUUUCCUCCCUCCCCUCACCGUCUCUCCCUUAAUCCCAUUUGCCAUUGUACAUGCCCAAUCGCCUAUACUUUCCGCAUUUAACUUGGAUGACAUUUUUAUUUCAUCAUUAGCAUCAGACCCCAGACAGACUGACACGGUGGACACAGUUUUUUGACGGAAGACUCCGGGAUGUGACAUGCUCGCGCGCGUCUCUAUUGUAACCCCUCAACGCUUGGUUUUCCUGUUUUUCUAAGCUCAAGAGGACGCGUGCUUUUGACGCAUUCUCUGGGUGUGAAAUCCAGUUUAAAAUCAGGAACUCCCCUCAGCUGGGAUAUCCACAUCUCUUUAGGUUUUUUAUUUCUAUUUGUUUUUAGUGUCUUGCUUUUUGAGGACGUUCAGACCACAGCAAUGCCAGAGACCACGCAAGAGACGUGCGCUCCGGCCAAGGAUUCUCCUUUCUUCAUUAAGAACCUGCUAAACUGUGAUAGCAAACCAUCCAAACCCAAGCCCACACUGACUGCGACCAAGGCGGCCUUGGAGGGAGGGUUUUCCCUUUCCCAGGUCGGGGAUUUCAACUUUCCGCGUUUUGACGUUCCCGCACAGAGGUUCACCCUUCCGGCUCACUAUCUGGAGCGCACCUCGGCGUGGUGGUACCCCUACACCUUCAGCUCAGCGGCUCAUGUGCACAGGAGUGAAGUCAUCGAGAAACCAGCACCCAGAGAGUCCUCUCCGACAUCCGGCACGGACAGAGACUCCCCGGACCUGGUGCUCAAAUCCGAGCCGGAUGCCAAAGAUGACGAGGAGGACGACGAGCACAACAACAACAAAAGCAGCGACGAGAUCAUCCUGGAGGAGAGCGACGCGGAAGACGCCAAAAAAGAUGAGCUGGACGAGUGGAAGAAGAGGGAGGAGGACAAGAAGCCGUGUCGCAAGAAGAAGACGCGCACGGUUUUCUCCAGGAGCCAGGUGUUCCAGCUGGAGUCCACCUUCGACAUGAAGCGCUACCUGAGCAGCUCGGAGCGGGCCGGCCUUGCCGCGUCCCUCCACCUGACGGAAACGCAGGUGAAGAUCUGGUUUCAGAACAGGAGGAACAAGUGGAAGCGACAGCUGGCCGCCGAGCUGGAGGCCGCCAACCUGAGCCACGCUGCAGCGCAGAGGAUAGUCCGGGUGCCCAUCAUCUACCACGAGAACUCUGCCACUGAGGGCGGGGGCGCAACUGCCAGCGUGCCCGUGAGCCAGCCGCUGCUCACCUUCCCGCAUCCCGGCGUCUACUACUCCCAUCCCAUCGUCACCUCUGUGCCGCUGCUCAGACCGGUUUGAAAGUAGCAGUUUGUUUGUGACACAGGUUGGUUUCUCAAAUUAUCACAAUAAAAAAAAAACACUAUUUUUUUAAACGGUGCGCCUAAAGACACUUCAAGAAUAAACUAAAAACAGAAAACAAAACAAGAGGGGUAUGUCACUUCUAAUUUGUUAGAUAAAAUGUGUCAUUUUUAUAACAAUGCCAUUUACACAUUUAUUAUUAUUAUUAUUAUUAUUAUUAUUAUUAUUAUUAUUAUUAUUAUUAUUAUUAUUAUUAUUAUGCUAAAAUCAUCUCAGGAGUUUACCGUUGUUAGUGAGUUUUUUAUUUUAUUCUAAUAUUUUUUACAUUUUGUUUACAGAAAACUGCAUAAAGCUAAAAACUCAUCUUUCUUUCUUUCUUUCUUUCUUUCUUUCUUUCUUUCUUUCUUUCUUUCUUUCUUUCUUUCUUUCUUUCUUUCUUUCUUUCUUUAACUCGUUUGAUUUAAUUUCCAUUUCCCGAACUGGUGACACGAUGAUGUGCAAUACACCAACUGUGUGCUGUGAAUGACUGAAAACUCUCAACAGGAAACGUGUUUUGCCAUCAUGUUAAUGUUAAUUUUCCCCUUUUUUCUAUUUUUCCCAAACGCUUGACCGGGGACAAUCAAGACACUAGCUGUAAAAUACACAUGGCGUACCUUUAUGUUAAAUUUAUUUUUAACACUCGCUUCUCACGUUUUCAAGCACAAAUCCCCUUAAGCUGUUGUGUUUCUGAACAGGAAGAGAGAAAAAACAACUACACUGGUGUAAAAAGAUGUAAAUGUAUAUAUUUAAUGAGAAUAUCUUCUCAUUUGUACAGUAAAACAACGUUUUGAUAUUGUAUUGCUGAAUCUUGUUGUGAAAUAAAUCCAAAAUAUUCCGUAUGGGCAUUUGUGAUUAUUUGGUCUCAAAACAAAAAUACAAACUAAAGAAUGUAAACGUAAAUAUAACAUAUUUCAAAUGAAAAAAAGAAAACAACAACCUCGUUUAACACCUCGUGCCUGCGCAGACGCACGCAC
This is a messenger RNA of Nothobranchius furzeri (turquoise killifish), 2397 nucleotides long. It is a transcript of the gene hmx3a, whose product is annotated as H6 family homeobox 3a. Lineage: Eukaryota; Metazoa; Chordata; Actinopteri; Cyprinodontiformes; Nothobranchiidae. Gene Ontology annotation, biological process: regulation of transcription by RNA polymerase II. Gene Ontology annotation, cellular component: nucleus. Gene Ontology annotation, molecular function: DNA-binding transcription factor activity, RNA polymerase II-specific; RNA polymerase II transcription regulatory region sequence-specific DNA binding. The record is from RefSeq and is a predicted model, not a curated record.